Durio zibethinus is the source of this 1619-nucleotide messenger RNA. The record is from RefSeq and is a predicted model, not a curated record. Lineage: Eukaryota; Viridiplantae; Streptophyta; Magnoliopsida; Malvales; Malvaceae.
UUUUAGUGUACAAAUCUCGCAAACCCCACCCACCACCACUAUAAAAGAAAAACAAAAGAAAAGAUGAUGCUCGGAGAUACUCAUCGUCCCAAUCCAACGGUACACGUUCAACCCUGGACUAACUUCGACGAUGAUCAGAUGGUUGAGAUUUACUCUCCUCUCAAGUACAAUGCAGCCGACAACUACUUCAACAACAACAGCAACCCGUUUUACCUCCAGGAAGCGUUAGCAGCGCUACAACGUUACUUGCCGUCGAACGAACCGGACGUGGAGUGGGAUUCGGAGUUUUCGGGUCUGGACAAACCGGAUUCUCCGGUGGACGCUUACACGUGCGAUCAAUUCAGGAUGUUUGAGUUCAAAGUUCGGAGAUGUGCACGAGGCCAGUCACAUGACUGGACUCAGUGUCCGUACGCUCAUCCUGGUGAAAAAGCUCGUAGGAGGGACCCGAGGAAGUGUCAUUACUCGGGUACGGCGUGCCCUGAUUUCAGGAAAGGAAACUGUCGAAAGGGAGACUCUUGCGAGUUCGCUCAUGGCGUUUUCGAGUGCUGGCUUCACCCGGCGCGUUACAGGACUCAGCCAUGCAAAGACGGGCCGUGUUGUAGGCGUCGCGUUUGUUUCUUUGCUCAUACUCCGGGCCAGCUUAGGGUUGUGAAUUCUGCUGAUUCUUAUGAUGGUUCACCUUCUUCUGCGAAAAGGCUGACUUUUUGGUCUUCCCCUGGUUCCGGUUCUCCUCCGAUGAGUCCACGGGCUGAGUCUUCACUGCCUGUUUCGCCUAUGGCUCAGUCGUUGAGUCGGUCUCUGGGUUCGGCUUCUAUUAAUGAGACGGUGGCUUCUUUGAGGAACUUGCAGCUUGGUAAAAUUAAGUCUUCGCCUUCUUCUUGGAACAAACAAGUAGGCUGUUCUCCGUCUCCUUCUCCUUCUCCUUCUCCUUCUGGGUUUGGGUCUCCCAGAGGGGCGGUGAUCCGACCCGGAUUCUGUAGCCUUCCUAGUACUCCGACCCGGAACUUGACCCGUCCUGGGGUUCGUUACUUGGAUUUCUGGGACAAAGGAUGUGAAGAAGAGCCGAUGAUGGAAAGAGUCGAGUCUGGAAGGGAUUUACGUGCAAAGAUGUUUGAGAAACUGAGUAAAGAGAAUUCUUUGGAAAGGGUUAACCCGGGUCAGUGUUCUGGAGGUCCGGACGUGAAUUGGGUUUCGGACCUGGUGAAAUGAAAAAAAAAAAAAUCUUUUUCAUUAUUUUCUGAUUUAUUCGAAUCUAUUCUUUCUUCUCCCUGUGAAUAGUAUCUGAAGAAAAAGAGAAGAAAAUCUGGAAUAUAUUUUGGGUAAGCAGCUGCACCAAAUCGAUGAUUCUGUGUAAAUAUCAAAUACUAUUAUUUCUCACAAGUGAUGGAAGUGAGGUGGUGACUUGUGAGGACUGCAAUCUCUUUUUUUUGGGAAAUUUUCUAUGAAUUUCAGGAGAUCAGAACUCGAAAAGGCAAAGAUUAUUGGUAUGAUAUUUAUCAUUGUAUAAUUUCAGAGGCUUUGUUUGUUCAUGUGCUUGUGCAGAUUAAUGCAAUGUAUAUUUUGUCAAAAAUUUUGUUAGUUUCUACUGUGUUCUAGUUUUAGUGAAUGAUGCAAUCAGU